Molecule: messenger RNA, 17020 nt
Organism: Diabrotica virgifera virgifera (western corn rootworm)
Lineage: Eukaryota; Metazoa; Arthropoda; Insecta; Coleoptera; Chrysomelidae
Product: breast carcinoma-amplified sequence 3 homolog
Exons: 10
Coding region: 286-3834 (1182 amino acids)
Biological process (GO): response to starvation; autophagy
Cellular component (GO): cytoplasm
Molecular function (GO): protein binding
Source: RefSeq, a predicted model, not a curated record
UGAUUUGUGUCUGGAGUAAAUGUCACUAUUGUGAAGGUUGUUGUUGACUAUUAUUUUAAAAUUAGUAAAUAACUUAAAAAACUGGUUGUUUUUAUACUUUAACUUAAUAUAUCGGUUUUUAAAAUGUGUGAUUUUGUUUUAAAAGUAUUAAUUCGUAUCUAAAUCGGACAUAAACUAUAUUAAGAUGAUCUUUUGAUAUAUCGAGAAAUGACGCAGUUUUAUAUUAAAGCAAUUUUUUCUUAGGUAUUUCAAGACUAUUUAUAGUUAAGUAAAUUUAUUUUAAAAAUGUCAGAAUCACCUGUAAACACAGGCCCUGAACCAUUAAGUGGACCCUCUAAAGUCCUACCAAGACAUGUCAAUGAUCCAACGAUUCUUGAAAGUGUUGCUGGCUUUAUAAAUGAAGUAGUUCCUACGUCCCACUUGGAUCUUCAUAACAUCAACAAUCAGAUUCUUUGGGCUAGGUUUGAAGAACCGGAAACUGACAAAACGGCGGUUGUUGAGGUUGGUAGUUAUGCCAGCUUUAUACCAUCGACACUUAUUCUUAUUUUGGGUUAUAACACAGGAAUACAGGUCUGGGCCAUUCCAGCUAAUGGUGAAGCCACUGAAAUUUUAUCGUGGAGGCAUGGUUAUGUUAAUCUACUUAAAUUUUUACCUGUGCCGAAUAUAGUUGGUAAUACAACCAAAAAGGACUUGUAUUCCUCGAAGAGACCCUUGCUUGCGAUCUGUGAUAAUUCAUCGUCUGGACCUAAAUUUAGCUCUUUAAAUUUUGUUUCAUUAAAAACAGGAGAACAGGUUAAAGUAAUUAAGUUCAAAAAUUCUGUCAUUGAUGUGCUAGCCAACAAACAGUUUGUUGUGGUAAGUUUUCAAGAGAAAAUUGCUAUAUUCGAUGCUCUCACACUGGAAGAUCACAUGACUGUUACAACUUGUUUCUUGAGUCCUGGCUUGAACCCCAAUCCAGUAACUCUUGGAGCGAGGUGGUUAGCCUAUGCUGAGAAAAAGAUAAAUAUGUCGAAAAGGAGCAAUGGAGGGAUGGAUGGAGAAGGUGUACAAAGUUAUACCGCAACUGUAAUCCAUGCUGCGAAGUCUUUGGGCAGAGGACUAAGAGGUUUAGGAGAAUCUGUCGCCAGUAGUUUGACGGGAAAUAAUACAUUUAAGCCAGGAACGUCUCCAAAUAGUCCCCAAGCUGGUGGUCAGUCGGAUGUUUCUCAUAAAGGAAUAGUUACCAUUUUGGACAUUGGGUGUCCUAGUUAUAAUAACCUCCAAGAAAACUCAACUCCAUCAGGGGACCCGGUGAUAGCACACUUUAUCGCACAUACAAAACCCGUAGUAGCUUUACAGUUCGAUCCUAGCGGCAUGUUACUUUUGACAGCCGACAAACGUGGCCACGAUUUUCAUCUAUUCAGAAUUCAUCCACAUCCAGGACGACCUCAGUUGACGUCUGUUCAUCAUUUGUACAUUUUGCAUCGAGGAGAUACAUCUGCGGUUGUCCAAGAUAUGUGCUUUUCGAAGGAUUCAAGGUGGGCUUGUGUCAGCACUCUAAGAGGUACUACACACGUCUUUCCGGUUACACCGUAUGGUGGGAAUGUUGGAAUGAGAACACACGCUACCUCACAUGUUGUUAACAAGAUGUCUCGAUUUCAUAGAUCUGCAGGUUUGUCAGUUGAUGGGAGAUCAAACAGUCCAAUCUCGGUGAUAGAAAUGCCUAGUGUGUCUCAUUAUCCUUAUCACAAUCCAAGAUUUCCGCCAUAUCCACAUCCGACUGUAGUUAAUCCCCUAGCUCAAAUUAGGCAACCCAUAGUGCUGCAAAACAGUGGGAAUACCCCACCAAGACAGACGACAGGUCGCCAAAGAUUGCCAUCUGCAUCAGAGGAAAACAUCUCUCUUCGACUGGUCACUUGCUUCGGGGCUCCACGAGCACUCAUUGACAUGACCCGCGAUAGUUCAAUAAUCAAGAACACCAAACCUAUUGACUCUCUCUUUGUCAUGUCCUGUCUGGGAACUCUUAUACAGUAUGAUCUCGAUCCUCACCAGCAAUCCAACAUACCGAAAGAACGAGUCUCCAGUGACACUCCCAUUGAACUCACAGUUACAGCUAGAGCGCAAUGGUUGUUGCAGAGAAAAACUGGUGGAGUAGAUCUGGUGCCACCCAUGACGAAAGAGAAUCUUAAUUUCGUUAAACAGGAUAAGGUGGAAGUUAAGAGUAAUAAACCGGAUUAUAAUGAUGAGCAUUGGUUGUCGCAAGUGGAGAUUAUUACACAUGCAGGACCUCACAGGAGGUUGUGGAUGGGACCACAGUUUACUUUUAAAACAUAUAAAACCAUUGCCGGGUCUCCCCUGUCAGUAGGAGAAUCUCAACCUAUCGAUUUGGGUCACUCCAAACCCAUCAAUAUGCCGAUAACGAAAGCAAACGCUGUUCUGAUAGAAUCAAGUUCUGCCUCGAGCUGCGAACAACAUCUGCUGGAGAAUUACCAUAGAACUUUGGAAGAAGGAGGAGGAGUAGGGGAGUUGCAAUUGAAAGAGGAUCUGGCCGACGCAAUGUUGGAAUCGCCCGGAUUAAGAGAUACUGGUGGCCGUUGCGUAAUCGUUCAAAUGAAGCCAGCAGUGGCAAAGGUUGUGAAUCCUUUGGGCACCGUGGUGAACGUUCACUCUGACGACGAAGCUGACAUAGAAGUUUUCGAAGAAGCCAUUCACGAGAAUUGCGACGAAACGCUAUUUAGGCCUGUAGUCGCACCUAAACCUGCACUGCAUCAAGAUAAGGUGCAAUACUGUGAGAAUAUGCUUACUAAAAGUUUAGACUCCACAACAGAAGUAGCUGUGAAGAUACUAAAGAAAUCUACAGAUAAAUCAGAAGACAAACCAGUCGCUAGUUAUAACAAGGUCACUUCGGUAGAUGCCAAAAGUAAGGAGGGUAAAAGUGAAAGUAAAAGAUCUAAGAAAGUUGUUACCAAGGUUAAGGUAGAACCUAUUUUUAAUCUUUUAGACACCAAACCUCUUACACCAAUUGUUACAGAAGUAGAAAAGGUCAAACCUCUAAUUUCCAUAGAAAAAUUAAACACAGAUUUUGAACAAAGUAAUACAAGUCUCUUGGACUUCCCUACUUUAGACAAUGACGAUUUUUUCUCUCUAGAAAAUCUUCCCAAGGUGGAGAGCUUCGAAGACGCAAACGAGGAGCCUAACACGGCGUUCAGCGAUAAGAAAAAGUCCAAGUUAAAAGUCGAUAGAAGCAGUAUAGAGCACGUUUCAGAGAACAAUUCAUCAGAAGAAAACGCUUUUGAAGAAAAAGUCGCUCCCAAACGCAACAGAAAGCCGAAGUCAAAGCUAGGCGUUAAGAUAGUUAAUAAUAAUAACGAAAAUACCAACGCGGAUAAGAACCUAGAGAAUUCUUCAUCUGAUAUAACACUGCCCGCUCCUCCCAAGAAAUCCUGGAGCAACAUUGCUGCUACCAAACCCAAACCUAAGACUAUCAUCGAUUGCACAGUAGACCAAUUUGAAGAUUUGCCCAAGAUCGAAUUCGUUGAAGAAGAAUUCACCAUACAGUUGCCCAAGAGGGCGCCUCAGGCUCCCCCAAACAUAUCAGACUUCAUCGAUGUAAACGUCAGCGAAGAGGAAAAGGCGGACACCGAUACAGAUAAAGACGUCUUCUCCAUACCUGAAGAUCCGUUUUUGUCGGCAGGCCAUAAGUGUUCUGACGAUGAAAAGUGUGACCUGAGCAGCUCCCCCACGGAGGCUACCGAGAGCGACGAUUCAGGAAAGAUUUCCAACACCACGAUUUUUGUAGAGACCAAAGUACCGACGAUAGCCAAGAGUUCGAAGAAGAAAAAGAAGAAAAAAUAAGAGUGGUGUUAAGAAAUUUUUGGUGUCGUUGAAAGAGUGAUGGUUAGGUUGAUACUAUGUUAGAGAAUAUUGAUUUUUGAAAAUUGUGAUUUCCUAAACAAGAGUCUAUUUUUAUGGAAUGCUAUGUUAAAUGUGAUGAUGAUAUUCCCUUACACUUUAUUUUUAGCUUCGAAAACAAUCAUUAAGGGCCAUCCUUUUUAUAUUAGAUACAUUUUAAUAUUAUUUAUUAACAAACCAGAAUGGAAUAUUAAUUCAAAAACUUGCUUUAGGUAUUGUUCAAAUUUUACCUAAAUUAUUUCAAUCUUUAUUUUGAAAAAAAUGUUAUAUCUGACAAAAUUAGGAAAAUGGAGAGAAGCAGGUAUUAGAGGCGAAUCAGCCUUUUAUUAUCUAGAAUCCCAUGGUAUUUUUUAUUGUGUUGACUAUAAACUGCUGCGAAUUUUAAGCGUUAGCGUGUUCUAGAAACCAUGCUGAUUAUACAGGGUGUGUCAUUGGGAAACGGAAAUACUUGAAUGGUGAAUAGAGGUAACUCGGGCGGUUCUAAAUAUACAACAAUUUUUGCCCACCAUGUUUAUAACCGAGUUACAGGGUGCUUUUUCGAUUUUGCCCAUUUCUUUCUGGAUCCAUAACUUUAGAACUACCUUGUAUAUUUUUUUGAUAUUUAAUACACAUUUAUGUCUCACUUAGAAUCCAAACCACCCAACUACUCAUCACAAGAAAAAUCCAGGUCCGGAUUAACAAAAAAUAUAAAUUCAUUGUGACCUUGAAACAACACCCUUUAGAUUGAAACUUUUAAAAUAUUUUAAUAAUAAAUUAUUAAAGCUAAUGAAUAAAUACUCAUUUUAAAAAUGAAUAAUACUUAUUUACUACAUUGAAACGACCAUCUUACUAAUCACAACAAAAAUCCAGGUCCGGAUUAGCAAAAAAAUAUAAAGUAAUUGUGACCUUGAAACAACACCCUGUAUAUUGAAAUUUUCAAAAUCCGUUUGUACAUUUGAAAAGAGUACAAAAUACUAAGUUUAAUGGUUCGCUUACAUCUUUCGCAGAGACCAUUUAAUUACUUUAGUUUUGAAAUUAUGUCGAAAUUUUUAAAAACUCUGAGAACUCAUAACAAAAAUUUCGAUAUAAUUUCAAAAUUAAUGUCAUUAAAUUGGCUGCGCAAAAAAUUGAAGCGAGCCAUUAAACUUAGUUGUUUGGGCUAUUUUCAAACGUGUAAACGAAUUUUGAAAAUUUCAAUAUACAGUGUCUUUUUUCAAGGUCACAAUUAGUUUAUCUUUUUUUGGUAAUCCGGACCUGGAUUGUCAUGGAUUGGAUUUUUCUUGUGAUUAGUUAGCGGGUCAUUUAAAAGGAAGUAAAUAAUUCCUGUUUUUUUUUUAAAUUGAGUAUUUUUAUUCAUUAACUUUAAUAAAUUAUUAUUAAAAGCGCUUUAAAAACCUGCUUUUUAAUUUCAGAAGUCUUAAAAAUUUCAAUAUAUUGUAUUUAAUUUCAAAAUUAAAGUCAUUAAAUUUUCUGCGCAAAAAAAUAAACCGAACCUAUAAACUCAGGUUUUUGUGCUCUUUUUAAAUGUUCAAAUGGAUUUUGAAUAUUUCAAUAUACAGGGUGUUGUUUCAAGGGCAUAAUUACUUUGUGACUUUUUGUCUAUCCGGACAUGGAUUUUUCUUGUAUUGUUCUUAAAAAUUUCAAUGUAAUUUCAAAAUUCAUUCAAAAUCAAAAGGUAUUAAAUUGUCUGCGCAAAAAAUUGAAGCGAACCAUUGAACUUAGUUUUUUGUGCAUGCAAACGAAUUUUGAAAAUUUCAAUGUAUAGGCUGUUGUUUCAAGGUUCCACUGAAUUUAUAAUUUUUUUAAUCCAGACCUGGAUUUUUCUUGUGAUUAGUGGUUGAGUGGUUUGGGUUCUAAAUGAGACAUAUUAUGUGUACCAAAUAUCAGAAAAAUAUACAAAGUGUUUCUAAAAUUAUGGGUCCUGAAAUAAAUGGGCAAGACCGACAAAACUCAGUUAUAAAAACCGUUAGACCCAAUAAAUGUGGUAUAUCUAGAACCGCCUUAGUGACCUCUAUUCACCAUUCAAGUAUUUACGUUUCCUAAUAAAACACCCUGUAUAAAAUAGAAUCUUAUUUCGUACAGAGAUGCAAUUUUUUUAAUCAAUUGCUGGUCUAUUUUUGGUAGCCGUGUUUUUACAUAGCUAAUUAAUUAAAUAACAAAAUAUUUUCGAAAAUCACAUUUUCUAACAUAGUAACCAAUAAGCCCAAAAUUGUGUAAACGUAAAUUAUUUUAACUGUAAUCUAUUAAUAUAUUUGUAAUAUAUAUUUCAUCUACUAUUUAAGUAUUUAGGCACUGCUGGACAACCUGAAUACUAUUGUAUUUUAAAUGGUUAUUACACCAUGUGAGUAUAAGGUUUCCUAAACGUCAUACAUACACAAUUAUUAGGAAAAGAGUAUAUUGAAGCUUUCACUUUUUAAUUAGUAUACCGAAAGAGAUAUACAGAGAAAAUAUUUCUUUUCAUUUUAGUGAUAUAUAGAAAGAAAGGUGAAGAAUUCACCUUGUAUUAAGUACCUAAUGUAGACUACAUAUUCAUUACGCAGCAAAUUACGUUUUUUAUUAAAUUGUUUUUUAGAGGUUACUUUUAAAAUCAUGUUAAAACCACUAAUGUAACUGAAAAUGUGAAUAAACUCUGAAUGGUUUAUUUAUAUUUUUCUAUAGCAAAUGAAAAAUAAAUAAACAAAAUAAACAACUCCAAUUUCAAAAGCAACGAGAAACCUAAAAGAUAAAAUCUAAAAUAUUUCUAAAGUCGGAAACAAAUUAAGAUUUUCGCCUGUACCAGAUUCUUCUAGAAUUUACAAGGAAAACGGGCGAUAAAUUAACAGACAUGGGGAAUCUACGAUAUGAAUUCCACAACACGUCAAUUUAUAUACACUUGAGACCAGGGUUCUUUACCCGUGCGUCAUUAAUACCUGGCGAGAUAAAACACAUACUUUUUAUCUAGCAUCAUUGUCUUCCACGCAUGAAACAAAAGACAAACCAGCUACCGCCUGUUAUUAAGUAAAGACACAUGUUAUUUUUAUGAACGAUCUAGACUCAGUACAUCGAAAAGAGAUGGGUACAAAAAAGAGUCUUGGGACAUUUUCAGAAUUUAAGUACAGUGGAACUUCGAUAAGUCGGAUUAAUCGGGACCGCGGCCAAUCCGGGCUAUCGAAAAUACGGGUUAGCCGGAGAAUAUGGUAAAAAUUAAUAAAAUACGGUAUACUUAGCAGCGAUAGAUAGUUGGCGUAUUCCAUGACGUUUUUUCCAUCUGUCCAGCCAACCUUGACUCGCAAUGAAAUUUAGUUCGGAAUUAGGCAAGAUUUUAUUCAGCUUGAGUGCUGUUUCUUGAAUAAUUGGUCCAGACACUGGUAAACCACGUUCCCAUUCCGCACAAAACCACACAUACAAAGCGUCGUCGAGAGUCUCAUUUUUAGCUUUCUUAGCUUUGCACCGAUUGUCCAAACUGUCUUUUGUUAUCAUUUUGAAACAAAAUUCUUCGAUUUUAGUUCUAUUUUUCUUCCAAUCCGAUACUGUGUAGAUGUACUAAAGAUUCGUCUUUAUCAAUCCUACCUAAUGCUUUUAGUCUAUUUUCCAUUGUCACUACAACAUUUUUACGUUUUGUUGCCAUUACGUAGACAAAAACACACGCAAACAUCUGAAGCACUACUACAGAACGGAAGCGAAUAAUACGACUGUACUACACACAAUACGGUCACAAUCGGAACGAUGAUAUUUAAGAACAGUGGAGACUAAGACCUUUGUUUAAAAAAUAAUUUUUCCGAUAUUGUUGCGAUAAUGUUUCCGAUAAUCCGAGCCAAUGAACGUCGCUCUGCCGCCGUGUGCCAUGAGUCAUUUUACUAUCGUAUAGUUCAAAUUACACAAAUACACAUUAUCUCUCAAAUAUUAUAUUACAUACAUUUUUAUUGUUGAAAUGUUUGAUGAAAAUCGGUGCGGGUUAGCCGGACUUCCGGGUUAUCGGGGGCCGACCUAUCGGGGUUGUAGGUACCUACAAUUUGCGUUUGUGACGUUUCUGGUUUGUUUACUUGUCACUGUCAGUUUGUUGGAUAUUUUGCUGUUUUUGUCCUGUUUUUUGCAUUAAGAAGUUAUUUAUAUUACAUAAACAGUUGUUUUUACUACUAAUUUUAUAUUGGAUAUUGAAAUUUUAAGGUACCUAUUAUAUUUUCCGGUAAUAUCAUACAAAGUUAACCUCAUUCGCAGUUAAGGAAAGUUUUGUUUAAGUUUCCAUAAAAGUGAAAUAAAUAACAAAAAGAAAAUAUUUUAUUGUCAAAUAUUUAUAUUAUAACAAAUAUUUAAUUACAAAUGAUAUUAAAAUGAUUUAUUAAGCUACUUCAAAUGUAGCUGUAAUUAUGCACCAAAAUUUUAAAGCAAAACUAACAUUUUACAUUUUAUUUAUUUGAUAACGUCAAUUUUUUUAAUAUACUCCUUGAUCGGAAUAGUAUAGCCACUUUCUGUCACUUGCUGUUGCGUGGAAUAGAUUUUUGACUUAUUUUAUAUGCUUUAAAUGAUGACGCACGGGUAAAGAAUCCUGGACCCAACUGUAGCUAAAAAUCAAACGAGUUUUGAUUCCUAGUACUCAGUUCGUGAGUAAGAACGAAGGUAAAUGAAUAAAGUUAAGAUUUAAUUUCGUUUCAGAGACCACCACCAUCUGUUUAUGUAUGUUUCAACCCCUUAGUUUUUUCAUAACAGCCCGUGGUGUGCUAUGUUCAAGCUGUUGCUGAAAACCGUGCAUCUACGGUUUCUAGUCAUUCUUAAUGAGCACCAUUCAAAAAAAAUGUAAAAGUGAAACAUAUGACAGGAAAAACAAAAAAAGUAUAUGUUUGUCAACCCUGUAACCUCUUUCUUACUGUUAGCAAAAAAUAUAAUUAUUUUAUUUUAUUCUAUAGGAAUUAAAAUUUGAGUCACCUACAAUUUCAUAUCUAUAACUGUCUUGUGUUUAUCAGGAUCCAAAGUAGUGGAAAAAUUAGCAUAACCUAUUUCUCUCUCUCUCUCUCUCUCUCUCACACACACACUCUCCCUCUUCUUCCUUCCUUCCUAAUGUAGUGUUGCAUUUGUUAGCCAAAAGUGAAAAAUGGCUGAUUGUCUAGAUCAGCGCAGCAAAACCUAUAUAAUAGUAUUUAUACUGCUUAGGGCCAAUUUUUCAUAUCGAGUUCAACUCCAGUUUUACCUGAACUUUUAGUGAACGUCAGUUUAACGUCAAAAUCGUCUUUUUAAAUUCACGUUCAACCGAUGGCAGUUUAAACAUGAACAAUGCUUGAACGCUGGAAUUCGGCCGUUCAAAGAUUACAGAACCCAGUUCAGAUGAUUUCAUGGAUUACGCAUGCGUUGUAUUAACACGAAACGCUGUCAUAAUAUAAAUAUAUCCUGUUUUCUUAUAUUAAGUCUAAGGAUAAACGAUAACAUUAUUUUUGUUUUUAUAACAUUUAUCUAUAAUUAUUAAAAUUACUAUUUGAUUAUAAAUACUUAAAUUUAACUGUAUUCAAAAACAGCAUAAAAAUGGUCGUACAAAAUGGCGAUAGUUUUUUACCUUUUGCCAUCUAUUGGUAUUUCUCGAAAGCUGUACAACGUGCACUGACAUGAACGCGCACUGACAUGAACGUGCAAUGAGAAAGGCAUUCCAAACAAAACCGAAGUUCACCGGUGAACUGCGGUCAACUGAACCAUAGAUUAACUCAAAUAUGAGAAAUCGACCCUUAACGUAACUCAUCCGAAAUGAAAAUAAAUUGAAUCUUAAUAUUUUGAGCCCAGGAAUCUACGGUUAAAAUAUUUCCAAUUAUUAAUGAAACACCCUGUAUACAGUUCUUUAUAUAAAUUUGAUACGUAAUAUUUUAAGAACCAAUUAUCUGGAUAUCUCUUUUAAAAUUUAAUGGCAGUUCUUUGGCUAUAUUAGAUAUUAGUUUAGGACAUUACUUUUUAGUUAGAUAACUAAACGUACAACUUAUUUUAAACCACAUACAAAAGACCAAAAACAAAAUAAUACACAGAAAUAAUAAAAAAUAUGUUAGAUAUAUUUGUAGUUAAUAGUUUUAAUUAUAAGAUUUGUACCUGUACCUACCUGUUUCCCUUUAUCAACCUGUAGGUUUAAUCAAAACGGAAAAAUUACCAACUAGUUAUAAAAAAAGUAAUUAUGAAUUAAUGGCAAUAAAAAAUUUGGAGUUAAUGAUUUAAAAAUGAUCACAUUAAAAUAUAGCAAAUAUUUUUUUAUGUAAGUUAUAGUUUUUUAUGAAGCUUCAGUAUACACUUCAAGUAUACAUACUGUUUAUAAAAGAAGACAUUUUACAUCCAAAGUAUAUAAUAAAGAUCAGCUUUAAAGUCAUGACUUAUCUUAUAAGAUAUUAAUUUAUUUGUACAAAGAUUUUUUUAUAUUAAUAUACGUUCGCAGACAUUGUUUCAACAUGCGUUAUGACAAAUACAUGUACACAUUACCUUACAGAAAAUCGGAGAAGAUCACUGUCGACGUGAAGGAGGUUUAUUAGCAAAACGGUAAAAUUUCUAAAAAAUUUGUUACUUUAGUAAUUUUGUAUGUUAAUACAGGUUACAUUUUAAAAUUAUUUUGGCAUAUACGGAGUGUCCCAAUAAAUUGUGCAUCCCAAAGUUAUGUUUUUUAUUGCGCUCCCUGUAAGUUAUUGCAGUUUUAGAUACUACUUAAAAUUAUAAUACAUUUAUAUAAGCUAUUAUAUAUAUGAAGUUGACAUAUGGUAUGUUUAAGAUUAAGUAUUGUUAGAUUAUUUUUUUUAAAUAAAAAAAAUUAUAAAUUAAAAUCUGACAAACAAGAUAAAAUGUUCAUCCAUCUGAGCAUGGCCUUAGUCUCAUUUUGCGCCAUUUGAAUCCAAUUUGUAGACUCCUUUUUAUGUCAUCGGUUCAUCUUGUCGAGGACCUCUGUCUGUGUCAGCUUGUAUUCGGGAUAUCCAUUCCAAAACUCUUUUCGACCACCUAUUAUCAACUGCUCUUGCUACAUGACUUGCUAAGUUCAAUUUUUGUGUUGUUAUUCUUUCAAUUCUGUCAAGUAUUUAAGACAACGCUGGAGGAAAGCAUAGAAGGCAUAAAGAUAAAUGGAGAAAUAAUUAAUAACAUAUGGUAUGUUGAUGACACUGUGAUUCUAGCGAGUAGCAUGGAGGAUCUGAGUUGCUUAAUGAGUAAGAUACAAAAAACAAGUGCACAAUACGGACUCAAACUAUACAUCACAAAAGCCAAAUGGAUGUUAGUAAGCAAAACCCAACAACGACUAAGACAACUGAUAUUAGACAAUCAAAGAAUUGAACACGUGGAUUCGUACAUCUACUUAGGAACAACAGUUAAUUCAAGUUGGGAUCUUUUUCUUCUUCUUCUUCUUCUUCUUCUUCUUCUUCUUAUUCUUCUUUUUCUUCUUCUUAUAAUAGGCCUCUUGGCCUGUUCCUUAGCGAUUUUGAGCUUGUAUUCGUAGCUGAGAUGUUGACUGCCACCUAUCUCGCCACCUUUUAAAGGGUCUUCCUAUUGGUCUCUUGCCUGUUGGCUUCGAACCCCUGGCUAUACGGGCUAUUCUCUCGCUGUCCAUUCUCGUCACAUGCUGAUUCCACUCUCGUCGUCUCUAUCUUCCCCACCGUACUAUAUCUUGUAUGUUACAGUGAUCUCUUAUUCUGUCGUUCGGUAUUCUGUCUCUCAGUGUUUUCCCAGUUAUUGACCUCAACGUUCUCAUUUCUGAUGUUCUCAGUAUCCUCUUGGUUUCUGCUGUGUCACAUCUUGUUUCUAUCGCGUACGUUAUGAUCGGUCUUACUUAUACAUGAUUUGUAUAUGCGUACUUUCCCUUCCAGCCUCAUAUCUUUGUUUCUCCAGAUGACAUCCCUCAGACAUCCUGACACGUAAUUGGCUUUGUUUGCUUGCUUUCGGACGCUCUCUUUAACAUCUCCAUAACUACGUAUUUCGAUUCCCAGAUAUUGGAAUCUCGAGACUUGUUCAAUUAGUUCGUUGUUAAUUACUAAUUUGCAUCUUAUGGGUUCCCUUGACACUUAUGGGUUCCUAUGACACAACCAGGGAUUUUGUCUUGGCUGUUGAUAUUUUCAUGUUGUAGUUCUUCGCCACUGUAAUGAAAGUUUGUGCCAUUCGCUGUAGGUUAUCCUCGUUGUCAGAUGAUUUUUAUUUGUAAACAGAGGAUUUUUAUUUGUUUUUCCGCCAUCUUAUAUCCUUUUCCAGUACCUUUAAUGUUUUCUAUGAUUUUGUCCAUGACUAAAUUAAAAAGCAAUGGGCUCAAGCUAUCCCCUUGUCUGAUUCCCGAGUUGAUUUCUACUUCCGAUGUUAGUUCACUCUCGACUUUUAUUCUGGUUUUGUUCUUCGUAUUAAUGUCUUUAAUUAUCCUUAUCAUCUUGUUGGGCUGAUUUUUCUUCUUUAGCAAUCUUAGCACAUCUUCCAAUCUUACACAAUCGAAGGCGUUAAGAGUUUAAGAGUUGUGCUCAGCAAGGUGAUGAUACGGUAGUUGCUAGGGUCUUUGCUGUUUCCUCUCUUGUGUAUAGGUAUUGUUAUACUCGUCCUCCACUGGUCUGGUACACGCUGCCUACAUAUUAUUUCUUGAAAGAGGAUCUCUAUGUUUCCGAUUAAGGUUUCUCCUCCGUAUUUCAGGAGUUCAUUUGGUAUCCCAUCGGGUCCUGGUGCUUUUCUGUUUUUUAAUUUACGUAUGUUAUUCCUUAUUUCUUCUUUUGUGAUUUCUAGUUCUGUAUCUAUGUUGGAUUCGUCUUCAUUUCCUGUUUCUUCCUCUUCUUCAGGUAUUAUAGUAUCUUCCUUAUAUAGUUCUUCUAUAUAGGCGGUCCAUUGUUCUGCUUCUAUUUUAUUUAAACUACUAUAUUCGUUAAUGGGUUUUUUCCUAUUUUUUAGUAUUUUCCAAACUUUUCUUUGCGCCCCAUACAAAUCGUGUUCCAUUUCUUUGGUAAAGCGUGUCCAAUAUUCCCUUUUUAUAUUUUUUAUCUUAGAAUUGAUGUAAUUUCUUGGUUCUCUGUAUUAAUGGUAAUUGUUUGGUGUUUUGUUAGUGCAGUAUUGUAGGUACGCUUUCCUUUUCUCAUACGCUAGAUCUCUUAUUUCAGUAUUGAACUAGGGCUUUGAUAUUUUUGUUGCAUUCAGGUUAAUUUUUCUAACCCCUAUGCUUUGCGGCUUGUAAUAUAUUAUAUUCUAUUUUUGCCCAUGUCUCAUUUACUCCUUCACCUGUUGUUACAAUCACCUGUUGUGGGUUUAUCUCAAAUCUUUAUUCUAAACGUCUUUUAUACAUCCAUUUUGUGUUUUGGUUCUCUAGAGACUCAAUGUUUAGUUUUUCGAAGUACUUGGGUAGUUUUUUCUUGUUUUGUGGUAUUUUGAGCAAACAUUUUCCAAGCACCAUUUUAUGGUCUGAUCCGAUAUUGGGCGAUGUUAAUGCUCUUAUGUCUAGUAUUUGUUUAGGUAUGAUUUCUCUAUUUGUAAUUAUAUAGUCUAUUGUUGAUUGUUGGCCUUGCGUGUUUUGCCAUGUGUAGUUGUGUUGGGGUUUGUGUGGAAAAAACGUGUUGUUUAUUCUCAACAAAUUUUGGGUACAGGAUUCAACAAGGUAUUCUCCAUUUCGGUUCAAUGUAUCUUCGUUGAAUCGUUGUUUGAUAUUAUCUAUGCUGUCGUUUCCUACUCUUGCACUGAGAUCUCCAAGAAUAAUUAUUUUUUUGUUCUUCUGUAUCUUGUCGAUUACAUCCUGUAGUUUAUUGUAGAAGUCUUCGGUCUCCCCCUCGGGUUUACUUAUAUCUGGUGCGUAGACUGAUGUGGAGUUUAGUGUUUUCCAUAUUCAAAGUCGUCAUCAGGAUUCUAUGGUUGAUAUAUUCGAUGUUUUCUAUGCUCUUUUCAUCACCAAGCCCCGGAUACCGGGCAAGUUGGGAUCAAGCGAAGGAAAUGCGUAUAAGAAUAGAAAAAGCAAGAGCGUCGUUCACUAGCAUGAAGCAAAUUUUCACCUCUAACAGCUUCACCCUACCUCUCAAAAUCCGACCUCUGAAAUGUUAUAUAUUCCCGGUUUUGUUAUAUGGAAUGGAGGCGUGGACAAUGACCGCAACAUAAUGAAAAAAGUACAGGCCUUUAAAAUGUGGUGUUACCGACGUUUUUUACGUACAUCCUGGAUCGAGCACGUGACCAACGAGGAGUCGAGGAGAUACUACGCCGGAUAGGUAAAGAGUGAGAGGUAGGAAUAACUAUAAAGAAAAGAAAGUUAAAAUACCUGGGUCAUGUUAUGAGGCACAAUAAAUAUACAGGGUGUCCCCGAAAAUAGUGCGUUCCUUUAAGGUAUGGAUAUAAUACACAAUUUAGAACAAAAAAGUCCUAUAACAUUUUUUUUCUAAAGUUAACCGUUUCCUAGAAAAAAAUUACAUUGUUCUCCAUAUAAGUGAAUUUUUAUUUUCAUAAAUUUGAAUGACAUGGCAACGUAGCCUAGAAGAACUUGCUGUGACUGUGGAAAUUUAACCUAAUAACCCCUUGUUUAUUUACUUUGAGGUGUGAUUUUUGGGGUUGUUGACAUCGUAGGUACCUACCUGCAAAAUGAUGGAUAUGGGUUUGGUUGAUAUUUACAUUAUUUUACCUACCAGAUUUAACUGACCUACAAACCUACUUUUUUAAUCUUUAGAUUUUUGAGUUGCGCGUUGUUGCCAGACUUCAAUUUGCAUAUCAAAAUGUAUUUUCGUUUUUUGGUCAAACGGAUCAAUUUCGAAAAAAAUGUUAUAAGACUUUUUUGCUCUACAUUGUGCCUUCUACCUAUACCUUUAAGGAACGCACUAUUUUCGGGGACACCCUGUAGAGUAUUACAGCUAAUCAUCUAAGGGAAAGUAAACAGUAGAAGGGUCCAGAGAAGAGGAGACACUUGUGGCUCCAAAACUUGCGGCAAUGGUUCGGAUUGUCAUCUGUCGAACUAUUCAGAUCUUCCAUAAACAAAGUCAGAAUAGCAAUGUUAAUUGCCAACGUUCUGAACGGACAAGGCACAUGAAGAAGAAGAAUUCUUUCAAUAACGUCUGCUACUACUGAUCUUUUGCGUAUAGUAGUCUAUCACGACGAGAAAUCAUAUUUUAGGGCUAUUUAACAAGUAUUUGAGUUCACUGAUGAUGGACUGAUAGGUCCGAAAACGUUCGUCCGUAACACAAUAUACCUAUUACAUAGAAAAAAACAUUUUAUUAGAACAUUACAUAGAACAUUAAAACAUAUUACAUAGAAGUUAUUUUACUUCGGUGUUAAGAGUUUUUUAACUAUAUGGUAUACAGCCAACCCAGUGAACUAUCCCUUUUUAGAAAUCAUAUUAUUCUCUACAUUGCUCUUGUAGUUCACUCAUUGUUGUUCUUGCGAGUGUUAGGGUUUGUGCAUCAUAGGUCAUCUUUGACAGAAUGUAUUGACUAAAUACUGAUCUGAUGGCCUAAAUACUUGUAGGUGUCAACUGGUUUCUAUGUCCCUUUUUUGUAGCAGUAUGGAGCUCUUGGAGCAUUAUUUGCGCCUAUUCGAAGAUGUCCGCAAUGAGAACGAUGUCAUCUGUAAACUUAAGAUUAUUUAAAAAUUGUCCAUCUGCUUUUCUUGUUCCGAUCUCUUUAGAAGACAGGCAACCUAUCUCCGUUAGGAGACAGGUUGUCUCCUUUCCGAACGUCCCUUUCAAUAUGAAAGAUCCAGUAUCCUCAUUAAGUCUUAAACAUGCUAUGGCAUGCUCAUAGAUAUUUGAUGAGGCAUAUGUAUCGGUGACCUAUUCUACAUUGCGUGGAACAUCUCAGUAAUCAAUUUAGGAGACAAGUUGUCUGAUUUCCGAACGCCUUUUUCAAUACGAAAUGUCCCAGGAUCUUCAUUAAGUCUUAACAAGAUGUAGCCGGCUCAUAGAUUUAUUUGAUAAGAGAUAUGUGUCGGUGGUAUAUUCUACAUUGCGUUUGAGCAUGUAUCAUUUUACUUUGGUUGACCAUGUCAAAUGCUUUUUCAAAGUCCACAAAGACAAGUAUCGGGAUCUAUUGUAUUCAAGAGCUUGUUCCGUAUCCAGCUUUAAAUCCUGCUUGGCAAUUUAUAAAUGUGAUAUAACAAGCUAAUGCGUCUCAGUUCUACAAUAACUAUUUUGUCAUCACCAGCUGCUUUAUUAUUUUUCGUUUGAGUUCCUACUCCUUGUAUUAUGCCUAAGAAUUUUAAGAGAUUGUUAAUAAAUAGGCAAAUUAUCAAUAUUGUCUCUCUGUGUCAAUGAUUUUCAAAAAAAUAACGAAUGUUAAAAAAAUAAAAGUACAUGAAAUUUAAUAUACAUACUAUAAAACAUAAAAUAUAUUUUAAUUUUAUCUUAAGUCUAAAAACAAUAACAUAAAUGGUGUCUAUAAUAAAAAAUAUAACUUUACAACUGAGAUUCACAAAGUAGUUUAUUGGGACAUCCUAUAUAUUAUAUUAUAAUAUACAUGGUCAAUAAUAAUAUUAUUGAUUAAUUAAGCACAAUUAAAUACAGUUCCCAGAAAAACUUCAAUGAAAAAAUAAUAUUAGAUGGAGAAAGAAACGAUAAGAUAAUGGAAGCAAAUCUCAAGAUAACAUUGUCAUUUAUCGUCUCAAAAUAGUCAAUGAACAGGGAUACAGAAAGAGAAACAACAUAAUGUAGUAAAAGUGAUACUGUUCGUCCGCUAUAAGUUUUCCCAUGCGUCACGAUUCAUUUUCAAACAAAUUAAGUCAAAACAUAAAUAUGCAGUCCAGGGCUCAUCUGUUGUGAGAUGGACGUUGAGAGGUGACUCAUAUUUUUUUGCAGAAAUUGCUUGGAAAUAACUCAUAUAAAUAAUAAUUGAGUUAUCCUCCCACUCAAAAAAAUUUCGGAACUUUGUUUAAAUAAUCAAAAUGUUAAAAGAAUGAAGGAAAAAUUCGAUUUUUUUCUUCGUUUUUUGAUAACUUUCAAAGUAUUCACUUCCGAGAAAAGUUGCACUGACAUAAAAGUUUCUUAACUAAAUUUCCUGCAAUAUAGGGGUUGUCAAAAAUGUUAAAAAUUGUCACCCUUGUUGCAAAAUAGCAAUAAUUGCGAAAAACCAUAAAAAAACAAGUAUUCGCAUUUUACGCUUUUCAACCAUUUAUGCUACACUUAGGACCUUCAUAUUUUACCCUGCAAAACUUUGAUAUAAUAAAACAAUACUGUACAUUUCAUUAAGAUGGAUUCAAUAGAUUUUGCAAAAUAAAUUUUGCAAUCCAGGUUUCGCAAAAAAAA